Molecule: messenger RNA, 1294 nt
Organism: Sesamum indicum (sesame)
Lineage: Eukaryota; Viridiplantae; Streptophyta; Magnoliopsida; Lamiales; Pedaliaceae
Product: LIM domain-containing protein WLIM1
Source: RefSeq, a predicted model, not a curated record
UUAAAUUCCAACAUUAAAAUACCAUGCCCCUCCUAUAGACAGCUACAUACAAUGCAUGCAUAAUUUCAUACUUUGUCAAAAAGCCCAGCACUGCUGUACACAUGGUAACGCUCCACCAGCCGACCUGUACAAAUAAAUAUAUACAUACAUAUAUACAGACAUAUAUAUAUAUAGAGAGAGAGAGAGCGCUCUAUGAGACAGAAGUUUGUUGUGUUGAUUUCUUGAAGUGGUGUGUUUUGAAGUUUCUUGGGGUGGUGGUACAGAAUUGAACAUCUGAGUAUUAUUAAGAAGGUGAAGAUUGAAGAAUAUGGCAAGUUUUGCAGGGACAACACAGAAAUGUAAGGCCUGUGAAAAGACUGUAUACUUAGUGGAUCAACUCACUGCUGACACCAAGGUUUAUCACAAGACCUGUUUUAGAUGCCACCACUGCAAAGGGACUCUCAAGCUCUAUAUGCAUUUCUUAUGGAGAUGGCUAAUAUGUCAAGUUUUGCUCUGCAGCUGAGUAAUUACUGUUCCUAUGAAGGGGUCCUGUACUGCAAACCACAUUUUAAUCAGCUAUUCAAGAUGACUGGGAGCUUGGACAAGAGCUUCGAAGGCGCCCCAAGAACUGCUAGAGCCGAUAGGUCCACCGAGCAGGCCCCAACAUAUAGCAAAUUUUCGAGUUUGUUUGCAGGAACUCAGGAUAAAUGCGUUGCUUGCAACAAAAAAGUUUACCCCCUUGAAAAGGUAGCAGUUGAUGGCUCGUCGUAUCAUAGAACUUGUUUCAAGUGCAGUCACAGUGGCUGCGUGAUAAGCCCGUCAAAUUACAUUGCCCACGAGCACCGGCUCUAUUGCAGGCAUCAUCACACUCAGCUCUUCAAACAAAAAGGUAACUUCAGCCAACUAGACAAAGUAAACGGAACAGCCUGAAUCGACGUUAGCAAGUUCGACAAAUGUGAAAAAUACGCCAUAUCAGAUUUAGACACUUCAGCAUUCUGAGCUGCAGGUGCAUGCAGCUCCUAUGUCUAUAUUACAGAAGUUAAAACUGGAUGAUUCAUUCUGUUACUUGGUGACAUUCUAUGCAUAUCUUCUUUUCAAAUGCUUGUUGAUGCUUAAGAAGGGAUUUCUGAUACGGGCCAACGAGCUUUUCUUGUUUCGAGUUUGCUUCUCGUGUCGAUUCUUUUUCGACUGUCAUGUACUGCUUGCAUUCAUGCUAUAUAGUUCUUCUUUCAUUUUCUUGAUCCAGAUUAGAGCCAACAUGUUAUGUAAGCUGAAAGUUUGUUUAAUUGAUUACUCCCUUUGGUUUUAUUGAUGA